AAGUCUUCAACAAAUCCUGCUUGGUUCGGGUUCGCUCGGCACAUGGCGGCGUUCGGCUUCAGUCGGGUUCUGGCUACCGCUCCUACGGCUGUGUUUGGUGCGCCUGUGACGCCAAUCUCGGCCUUACAGGCAGAGACCAUUUUCACUUCCCCCUCUCCGUAGCCCAUGCUGCAGCCGCAUUUCACAGUACACCACGGUUCAUGGGAGUACACACUCAGGAACAGGAGCGGAUAAGUUCAGUGUAUGUGGAAAGUGGUAGUGGGCGGUGACUCAUCUGUCAAGGUACUUACUUAAGCACUCGUUAACAAACACUAAUCCUGAAGCGGUGACGUAAGACUUACAGUGUUGUCAGUUCUUUAACUACGGUGCGAACGUUUUAGUACAUAUUACUACAAAUUUAUUUCUUGCGCUUCGAUGUGGAAAUGGUUUUGGUGUCACGUGGAGGCUUGCCAUGAACAUACCUGCAGCAUCAAAAACUGAUGUUGCUGCUUCAGACCAGUUCACUGACAGUGGAGUAAGUGAGGGAGAAGAAACUGCAGAAGAACAGUGUGUUGGUCGUUUCUACUGCCGUGCAUGUAAUUAUACGGACUUCAAGUCUCGCUACCAGUUUGAGCAGCAUCUUUUAAGACAUGUCAGUACGCCAUCUAUAGUGGUAGAGCGUCUGGGUCGCUCAGAUUUUAGGAGAAGUGUUUCGAGGAAAGCAGUCACCACGCCACGUAAACCAGCUGCCGUAAAGAGCGUCAGCUCCUACAUUGUUCCAAAGAUCAAAAGCAAGAACUCUCCACUUAAACUUACUUUAAAGCUUUCUGCUGAAUCUGGGAACAAGGAGCGUUCAUUUGAAGUUGUCACCCCAAGGACAGUUCUCUUAGGUCCAGGUGAAUGCUUUGCUUUAAACGGUGGUCCACUUGAGCGCAUAAAGACGGAGCAGGAGCCUUCAAGCCAGGAAGUGGAGAAACAUUCAGUGUCAGGUGUGGAGGGGCCAGGGGAAGACGUGCCUGCUCCUGAGCAAGGCUCAGGAGCUGAACAGGCACAAGAAGAUCCACAACAGCCUCGCAGUGAUACUGCGAGUCCUGAGGAGGGAGGGACAGCGCAGGACACAUCCACACGGAACACUACCGAAGAGUCCAACGAGGCCGAAACUGACGAUUUUGUACCACCAGAAGGAUCAUUUUCUCCUAAUAUGGUACAAGUAAAUAAUGGGGCACUGGCUGACCAUUCACAGUCAUGUUCUCCAGAUUUUCCUAGUACCUCACCAAACUUACCAGAUGGAGAGCAGCACCUUUCACAACAUUGUGAUGGUGACGCAACAAAUAGUGGUGACAGCCAUCGUGACACUGUUUCCGAAGAAAAUUCGAACUGUAGAGAAGGCCCACCAAGCCUUGUUAAUGAAGACAGUCACCAUACCAAUUCUAAUUUUUCUUGGGCAGAUGUGUCCUCCACUGGUAUGGAAAGCCUCUCUUCGAAUUCACAGCCACAGGAAGAGAGGGAUCCACUUAUGCUUCCGGAGCAAGGCCAGCAGGGAAUGAUGCAGCUGCAACCAUACCUGCAGGGUGACGAGAAUGCUGGAUCCAUCCUGGGCCUGGGUGGUCCCCCUCCCGAUGCGGUGGGAGUCCCACCUGGAGGUGACAGCUCCGAUCCCUUGCUGCGAGGCUUCUUGUGUGAGCAGCCACCGGCAGAAAAAACUGCAGUUCCCGUGGCUGUUUCGGAAGCAGGGAGUAUGGAAAGUCUCGGUCUGGGGUCAGAAUACAUCUCGCUGGAACGCCUCGGGGACGGAAGUAGUCAGGUGUCUUCUGGCUCAUUUUACUGUGAUGUCUGUGGAGAGCGUGCACCCGAUCACUCUGCCUUGGAAGAUCACCGAACCCGAGCAUGUCACUACAAGUGCACGCACUCUGAUUGUGGGGGUAUGGUGCUAGCAACGGCAGAUGAACUCCUGGCACAUCAGAAUGCCUGCCACGGGGGUCCUCCGCCUCCACCUCCGCCACCACAGUACAUUCAUGCUGUGCCAGUGGAGCAGCUCUCCCAGCCAGUUCAGCGUCUUCCUGCACCUGUCUCCAUGUCUCAGCCACCGCAGCUUCUGCCUGCUUCACAACAACAGUAUGUACCACAAGGUUCACCUGAGGCCGUUCGUCGUCCUACACCUCCCCAAUUGUAUAGGGGACAUUCACCCAACCAGCUGUCUCCACAGCCGCCGCCACCACCGUAUGGCCAGCAAAUGGUAUAUGGACAACAGCCGCAGCAGCAGCAACAGCAGCAACCACAGCCAGCACCGCAGCAGCAGUACCACCCGCAACCACAGUUUCAACCCAUCCCAACCCAGCAGCUGCAACAGCAACCACAACAGCAGCAGCAGCCGCAACAGCAACCACAAACUCGAGGUUAUAGUGUGAUGCAACAGCAACAGUCGCCUCAUCGUGUACAACAGGCUGGAAGUCGCAUGGCAGCAACAACUGUUGUUCGUGGCGGAGCACAAAUGACAAUGGCCCAAAAACGAACAGUUGGACAAGUACCUGGAGGUGGACAAGGUACCUCACCCAACAAGCAGCGCAGAUUAGAUGUGUUGCUGCCAGACAGGCAUGAAGACCCUGACUGUCAUGUGAUCGCCAUUCAAAAACCCACAGAAACAGGACCUCUCAUCACCAGUGUACAGGGGAGUCUGAAUAACACAAAUCGAUCUGAAAUGAUCCAGUUAACUGAUUCAAUUACAUUGUCAGUUAGACAACAGAAACAAGUGGGUGGUGUUAAUGGAGGACAAGUUGUUGGGGGACGCGGAAGAAACAAAGCAAAUGAAGUGGCGAACGUGCUGGCAUCAAGAGGAAUUACAGUGACACCAGCAGCUGACACAUCUAGAGGUGCAAACGUUCAGGCACAGACGAGUCCAUUGCGUGGCAAUCGCGGAUCGGUUGCACAGACUGUACAACAGCAAGUUCCUACCCUCAAUCUCAAUGCAGCCAUCUCAAUCAUUCGUACAGAUAAUGGAGGGGGCUCUCCUGUUCGGCAACGACAAAGGCCUGCACAGCCAGCAGGAACAGCAUCUUUCGCUGUUCCUCAAGGUCGAAGUCCUGGACGCCCGCAGCAAAUAUCACAGGUGGAACGACCACCGAGACCUCCCACUGUUGAUCUGACUGGUGACAAUCCACCUUCUGCUCUCCACCAUCUCCCAAUGAGAAGAGGUCGUGGACGAGGUGCCAAUAUUGGUGGACGUUUUACAUGUCAAAUAUGUGAUAAACAGUUUGCUUCUCAGGAAACUUUAAACCAGCACAUGAACAUCACACAUCGCAGUCCGCCUAACAAAUUGCCUUACAGGUGUAAUCUAUGUUCUGCACAAUAUCCUACGCAACAAGGCCUAACACAGCAUCGACAGACUUUCCAUAAGGAAUCAUUAGGAAAUACAGAACUGGUCAUACCAGUUGUUGACUUGAAGCAAGCUGGUGCACUUUCAAGACUUGCAAACCUUGGGGUGCACCAUUAUGUUCCCUUGAGCCAGCUAAAUAGCCCACAAGGUGGCUAUUUUGGACUUCCUUUAAUGUCCGUAGAUGCCAGUGGGCGUGUUCUUGGUUCUGUGCCAGGCAUGACGGGUCUUAGCACUGGUACUGUGUUCAACCUUGGUCCAUUGAGGCAGCUGCCACGGUAGUUCCUUUUUUGUUCCAAAGGACUGAAAAUGUGUCUUUGUGUACAUGACUUUUGUGAUAUUAUUCCACUUCUGCUUUUUGCUAUCAAGGUAUUUUUUUAUUUACCUGCGAAUGAUGGCACAUUACGGAGACUGUACAAAAAAUUGUUGAUUUUUUUAUUGUUUGUAGUUUUUAUAGUUAUUUUGUUUAUAAGUAUUUUACAGUGUAUUUCACAAGAAAGAGACUGAUCCAAUUUUGUACAAAUUGUAUGUUUGUUAUAAUACUGAAAAAUGUAUAAGUGUGUAGAUCUGAAUUAUUAUUGCAUAAUAAUUAUAUAAAAUGUAUCUCUGCUGCACAAGUAUUUUUAGAACUGCAUGUGAGCCACAAGUAAACCAGUAGAGAACAGAAUAUAAAGUAUUAUUAAUCUAGGUGUGUCUGCAAUGCAUUUUGUAAAUUCUUGUCUGAAUGGAUGAACUGUGAUGUGAACAGUUGUAAAUGACAAUGCCAUUUGGUAGGUAACAUGUUUUCACUAGAUAUAUUUCCAUGUGAACUACUUGUGUUUCUGUCUUUUACUGGCGUCAUUUUUGUAUUUAUAGAUUGCCAUGCAUUUCUUAGUGUGAAAAGUGUAAAUCUGUUUUGGAAUGUGAUAACUGCACUGUAUUAACAUGUGCUAAGUGAAGAGUGGUAUUUGAUGGAUAGUUGGAAAAGAUAACACCUCUUGUCAUGUACAGAAAGUGUACUCACUGAAGAUAAAAUUUCUUCACAUGGUGCCUUAUUGUGCCUUUAUUGAUGCUGCUAAUUUGUUAAUCAUAAAAACUGAUUCCGUAAUGUAUUAUUUUCAUUCAGAAGUGUUCUCAUGUAUAAUUAUUCCCCAAGGUGAAUAAAGCUUCAUUGACGUGCAAGUUUCCAAAACACAGAUUUCCAGCAGUUAGGAAAAUAGGAUCUUAUAAUACUUUCUGGUUACAGGAGUGUGUGUUUUGUAGAAUGGAUGGAUGUCAGCUUAAAUGCGGAAACACCAUCAUUUUGUUUCAUGAACAGUGUUCUGGACAACACACAUUCUGUUGUAGAACUUUGUGUGGAGAGCGUAAUUACACUGACACUUGAUGGAAAGAUUAUCUUUAUAGACUGGUCAGUGUGUGUUGUGUUCUUCAGUGAUCAAAAAUUCAAGAACAGCUUUUAGGAAAAAUCAAAAUUUUCUUGUUAGCCUGAAAAUUAAAAUGUGCAGCCUUCAGUUAUGAAUAACAAGUUCAUUAUAUUCGUCCCCUUAAAAAAUACAAAAGUUACCUACAAUGUUAAUAGUCCAUAUAUCAAGUGAAUAGUUGUUAAGUGAUUAAUCAUAAAGGUAGUUGUAAAAUCAGAUGGUGAGGACAAAUCAGUCUUUAAUUCUAAGUUUACUAUCAAAGUGAGAAUGGGCAAUCACUUAUGCUAAUUUUAUAUAAACUGAAUUACACAGUUUUAUUUCAAAAAUAACUUUCCUUUCUUGCAAUUGAUGAGAGCCUUUGAUGAAAGAGUUCAUCAAAAAUGUGAUAAUGUUGGAUUGUUCAGUGUAAUUUUUGAGAGGAGAAAGUACUGAAGGUUGCAUGUAUUCAUUACAACAUUUUUCUGUGUAUCAAACUUGAUUUGUAAUUUGCACUCUUAGUUAUUCAGAUUUGUUUUUUUGUAAAUGUUUUCUUUCCAUUGAGUCAUCUGUGUAAACAUCCUGUGUGUUCCAAUUUGCCUUGUACUGAAAUGGACAGUGAAAGGCCAAAAUCUGAUACAUCUGGUGCUUCUGGGAGAAAAGGGAUGCAAGGAAAAGUUCCUACCAAAGUGAUUUACAGUAUGUUGCUUUAAUCUCUUUAAUUGUAAUAUGAGUAACAUGUUUAAGUACAGGGAAAGGAAUGGAAAGGUGUAUAUUGGCUACCAUUAAAGCUGUGUGCCAUGUUAUGAUUUGCAGAUCAAGCACUUCUGUGUACUGGCAAGGAAUUUGAAAAGCUGUGUAAUUUGCAAGCAGGUUCUUGUGGUAACUACAUGGUGACUUAUUUAUUUGUACCAUAUUCUUAUCUUUCUUGCUUCUCCAGCUGACUUCAAAAUUAUAGUUUUAUACAAUUUGUGUUUUGAAAAUUGUAAUUACAAUUUGUGUAUUGUAUAGAAACUAAUAUUUACUUUAAAAUCUUAAAGUAAAAUACAAAUUUUAUGUUGUAAUAUUGAUGAAUCCCAGGGAGGAUGUGUUAAUGAAUGUCAUUCAUCAUUUAUAUUGAAGUACCAGAUUUUUUUCAAUUGAUGGAUAUGUUGAGAUGUGUGUUUUAAUGCAUGUUAUAAAGAGAAAACCAUAGAGCUGUAUCAGAUGUACAGAUUAUUUGCUGUUAAUCUCUGGCAGCUAAAAAAUUUAUAUUAACAGUUCAUUAUUGCAUAUGCAUGUAUAUGAGAGUUUUAUUUCUGUUCAUUGACAUUUGCUUUAUGUGCAUUUAUUUAAAAAAGUUAUUGUUUUCCUAGCAGAUAUGAACAUUCUUUGUGUUCACACAUGCAGUUGUGCAGAGUUAUUCCAGUGUGAUUUGAGACAGAUUGUUGUCUUGAAUUACUUCCCAAUAUUUUUUAUCUUCAAUUUUUUUUUCUUUUUCUUUCCCUCCCCCAAACAUUUGUACAAACAUAAUCUCAUGUAACUCUCAUACUGUCAUAUCAGUAAUAAAAAUAUUGUAGCAAAUUGCAUGGACCAGAA
This is a messenger RNA of Schistocerca gregaria, 6303 nucleotides long. Its product is annotated as histone acetyltransferase KAT6A-like. The transcript is spliced from 9 exons. The record is from RefSeq and is a predicted model, not a curated record. The coding region runs from base 452 to 3631 and encodes 1059 amino acids. NCBI's taxonomy places the organism in Eukaryota, Metazoa, Arthropoda, Insecta, Orthoptera, Acrididae.